AUGCUGUCCUUUAUGACUCUUACACAAUGUCGGGUCAAAACUAUUAAUGCCAUGGGUAAAGAGAUGAGAGAUUAUUUCAUUGGCCCAAUGCCAGUUGAGGAAUUUCUCCAGGAGUUCUUCCCGAGUUCUGAAAUACCCGAUUAUGACCCUUUGUACUUCACUUCAGCCUUUGCUGCUGGCGCAUUCAGCGAUGUGAUCUCAAUUAAACAUGAGGAGCGCGCUUACACACCCUUCAUUAACGCCAUCAAACCUUUCACUCCUCAAUUGUCAUUUGUCAACACUCACAAUCACGCGGACACACAAAACUGCUCGAAAAUCAAUUCGACUGUAUUCAAUAUCAAGCCGGACAUUUGCGUGUAUCCCGAUGGGUGUGCACCUUCAUCGCCCAACUGUGACGUUUCCUCAACAGAAAUUAUUAUCAAAUUCAAAUGGUCAUACUCCCAUGACGCAUUCUGUGAACCUUCUGGAGUUGAUAGUGUUGUAUCCCAGACGGAGAGGGGUAUGGACAUGUUGGGACAGAUAGCAAGCUAUACUGCAGCUCAGCUUGGCACCCAGGAGGGAGCUAUUGUCACUGGCCCCAUCAAUUACAAUAACCAGCCACACUUAGCCAACUCCUUUCAUCAUUACGCACGAGCAUCACCUGAAAUGUGUGGUGUCGACACUUCCAUAACACUUGCUAAUGAUGAGGACGCUGACCUUGCAAGGUCACAGCUAAACAUUCCCAGUACCACCUGUAUGUUCAAAGUCGAAGUCUCUAAUGCUGAGGGUUCUGGCUUGCUCACGUUGGUCAUUCCCUAA
Messenger RNA from Suillus plorans, 798 nucleotides. RefSeq lists its product as uncharacterized. Lineage: Eukaryota; Fungi; Basidiomycota; Agaricomycetes; Boletales; Suillaceae. The transcript is spliced from 3 exons. The coding region runs from base 1 to 798 and encodes 265 amino acids. The record is from RefSeq and is a predicted model, not a curated record.